Messenger RNA from Athene cunicularia (burrowing owl), 1536 nucleotides. Its product is annotated as glyoxal reductase-like. Bases 1 to 906 code for a protein of 301 amino acids. Gene Ontology annotation, molecular function: oxidoreductase activity. Lineage: Eukaryota; Metazoa; Chordata; Aves; Strigiformes; Strigidae. The transcript is spliced from 9 exons. The record is from RefSeq and is a predicted model, not a curated record.
AUGCCUGGGGAGUUGGGCCCUUCUGGGGCUCCUCCUGCUACCCUGCAGCUUGUCUCGCUGUGGCUGGCAAAAACAAGUGCUUUUCUGCUUGGGACUACAGAGCUCCCCUUUCACUUCCCCCAAGGUACUUCCCAUCAAGGUGGCUAUUCCCAUGAUGCUGUGGUCCAUGCGUUGCAGAAAUGUGGCAUUCGUCAUAUUGACACAGCAAAAAGAUAUGGCUGUGAAUCUCUCCUCCAAAAGGCCAUCAAAGAGAGUGGUGUGAAGCGAGAGGACCUCUGGAUAACUACCAAACUGUGGCAUAGUGAUUAUGGCUAUGAGAACACCACCAAAGCCUGCUUGGAAUCAUGUGAAAGACUUGGUGUUGACUAUCUUGAUCUUUAUUUAAUACACUGGCCUGAUGCAUGUAUUCCAGGUAAAAGCAAUCGAGAGAUCCGAGCUGAAACUUGGAGAGCAAUGGAGGAGCUCUAUGAGCAAGGUUUGUGUAGAUCAAUUGGUGUAAGCAACUUUCUUAUCAGUCAUCUUGAGCAACUAAAGGAAGACUGUGUGAUUACUCCACAUGUUAAUCAGGUUGAAUACCACCCUUUCCAAAGACCUCAGGAGCUGGUCGAUUAUUGUAGGAGCAGAGAUAUUGUUUUUGAAGGCUACUGUCCUUUAGCCAAAGGUGAAGCACUCACUCAUCCUAGUAUCACUCAGCUGGCAAAGAAAUACGGCAGAACCCCAGCACAGAUUUGCAUACGCUGGAGUAUACAGAAUGGGAUUGUCACUAUUCCAAAGUCCACAAAAGCAGAAAGGAUACAGGAAAACUGCAAGGUGUUUGAUUUUACAAUAGCAGAAGAUGAUGUUGAAAUUCUGAAUGGAAUGCAUGAUGGGAGACAUGUUUCCUGGGACCCAAGCCUUAUUGUGUGAACAAAGGUUUUUGAUUCUGAGGGAAGGAAGAUACAGAGUUUUUGAAUACUGUGAAUAUCAACAGAAAAUUAAUUCAGCUAACCUAUACACAGUGAAAAGUAUAAUUUAAAACCAGAUUGUGUUCUGUACUGCAAAAGUGAUACAACUGAAACAUUAAUUCAUUUUAAACUGAACAAUAAAUCUAAACUGUUCUCUUAGGUACUCAGUACCUAACUAAUAUCAAUCAAUUAAAAAAUCAGUAUCAAUGAUUUUUGUUUACUGAUAUGUUAACAAAAUAAUAAAAUAAUUUAGUUUAUUCUUUGUUGCUUUCUUAUAGGUACAGAAAGGCUUACUUUUAGCAAUUUCCCUGCUUUCUCAGAACUUUCUGGCAUAGUCUCACAGUAUGGGUUAAGCUAUCUCACAAUGUUAUAAUUAAGUUUCUUCUGCCCGCAUGUACUUCAUUUAAGGUGUCAUUUUUAACCCAUUGCAACAGAUUAGUUUGGUUUUUCCCUUACAGAUUUUGAAAAGUAUUAGUUACUUAAAGGCACAGAUAAGAGCAUGCUACAAUGCAUGUAAAUCUUGAAAAAUUAUUCAAAAUAUGGAAUAUUUGUUCUGGAUUGCAGCAGAAAUCUGAAUCUGACUUUUUUACAU